UGCCGCCCGCAAGCACGCUCACCUCCGUUGCGCCUGCGUCCUGGCCUUCCCGGAUUCUGUUAAUGGUGGUGGCUGCUUUUUGGGGUACGCUGAGUGAUGGGAGAGUGUGCUCUUUAACUUCAGAGGGAGAUGCGCUCUCGUGUUGCCGUCAGGGCCUGCCAUAAGGUCUGCAGGUGCCUGUUGUCUGGGUUUGGGGGUCGAGUAGAUGCAGGGCAGCCGGAGCUGUUGACGGAAAGGAGUAGCCCCCAAGGAGGACACCUGAGGUCGCACACGGAGCUCGAGGGGAACGGCGAGCACCCAGAAGCCCCCGGGUCUGGAGAGGGAAGCGAGGCGCUGUUAGAGAUCUGUCAGAGAAGGCAUUUCCUAAGUGGAAGCAAGCAGCAGCUUAGCCGGGAUUCUCUUCUGAGUGGGUGCCACCCCGGCUUUGGACCCUUGGGCGUAGAGUUGCGGAAGAACCUGGCCGCAGAAUGGUGGACCUCGGUGGUGGUGUUCAGGGAGCAGGUAUUCCCGGUGGACGCCCUCCACCAUGAACCAGGCCCUUUGCUACCCGGGGACAGUGCCUUCAGGUUAGUUUCUGCAGAAACUCUACGCGAAAUCUUGCAAGACAAAGAGCUGAGUAAGGAACAGCUAGUAGCAUUUCUUGAGAACGUAUUAAAAACUUCUGGGAAACUACGGGAGAACCUUCUUCACGGUGCCUUGGAACACUAUGUUAAUUGCCUGGAUCUGGUAAACAAGAGGCUACCUUAUGGCCUUGCUCAGAUUGGAGUGUGUUUUCAUCCUGUUUUUGACACUAAGCAGAUACCAAAUGGUGUUAAAAGAAUUGGUGAGAAGACUGAAGCUUCAUUAGUGUGGUUUACUCCUGCGAGAACUUCAAACCAAUGGCUUGAUUUCUGGUUACGUCAUCGACUCCAGUGGUGGAGAAAGUUUGCCAUGAGUCCAUCUAACUUCAGCAGCAGUGACUGUCAGGAUGAAGAAGGCAGGAAAGGAAACAAACUUUACUACAGUUUUCCCUGGGGAAAGGAGCCAAUAGAAACCCUGUGGAACCUAGGAGAUCAAGAACUUUUACACAUGUAUCCUGGCAAUGUAUCUAAAUUACAUGGCCGCGAUGGACGAAAAAAUGUGGUUCCUUGUGUUCUGUCUGUAAACGGGGAUCUAGACCGAGGCAUGCUGGCCUACCUCUAUGAUGCUCUUCAGCUGACGGAGAACUCCUUUACAAGAAAGAAAAAUCUUCAUAGAAAGGUCCUUAAACUUCACCCUUGUUUAGCCCCUAUUAAGGUUGCUUUGGAUGUAGGAAGAGGCCCCACAUUGGAACUAAGGCAGGUUUGUCAAGGGCUAUUUAAUGAGUUACUAGAAAAUGGAAUUUCUGUGUGGCCUGGUUAUUUGGAAACUAUGCAGUCCUCAUUGGAACAACUUUAUUCAAAGUAUGAUGAAAUGAGUAUCCUCUUCACAGUUUUGAUCACUGAAACUACUUUGGAGAAUGGAUUAAUUCAUCUGAGAAGCAGAGACACGACAAUGAAAGAAAUGAUGCAUAUAUCCAAAUUAAAAGACUUUUUGAUUAAGUAUAUAUCAUCAGCUAAGAAUGUAUAGAUUUUUGUAUUUGUAUAAUAAAUAUUCUUCUUUCCUAA
This is a messenger RNA of Piliocolobus tephrosceles (Ugandan red Colobus), 1625 nucleotides long. It is a transcript of the gene POLG2, whose product is annotated as DNA polymerase gamma 2, accessory subunit. NCBI's taxonomy places the organism in Eukaryota, Metazoa, Chordata, Mammalia, Primates, Cercopithecidae. The record is from RefSeq and is a predicted model, not a curated record. The coding region runs from base 130 to 1587 and encodes 485 amino acids. Gene Ontology annotation, biological process: mitochondrial DNA replication. Gene Ontology annotation, cellular component: mitochondrion; cytoplasm. The transcript has 8 exons.